CCGCCCGCACUCCUGGCAUUCAACCAAAUUUUCAGAGAACCAACCCGAUCUCAGCAUGAUGCAAAUAUCUCCGGGUACGCUUGGCACCCCUUGGCAUCAGACCUACCACUCCAGCUCAUCCACCAGCGAUCUCUCUGGUUACGAGCAUGGCUAUCUGAGGAGAAGUCCUGACCAGUACAGCUCCCGGGGAAGCAUGGAGAGCUUGGACCACUCCUCCCCUGGCUACCACCCUUGUCACCUGUCCCCAGCCAAGUCCACCAACAGCAUUGACCAGCUCUCCCACCUCCACAGCAAGAGAGACUCAGCCUACAGCUCCUUCUCCACCAACUCCAGCAUCCCCGAGUAUCCCGCUGCUCCCUUCAGCAAGGAGCACUCCUGCUCCAUGGACAACAUGCACUUCCGAGGCGGCGCGCAGGAGGGCAUGAGGCAGGCUGACAUCAGGUACAUCAAGACGGUCUAUGACGCGCAGCGAGGGGUCUCCGAGGAGUACGAGGUGAAGUCCCCUGCUUUGCUUCCGAGCUCCGAGGGCCGGUCGCUGGCAGACGGCCGCAGCCACGGCCGGCUCCAUGGCUUCAGCCGGCACAGCGCGGCUCCCUGCUGGGCGCAGCCAGGCCGGAGCUCCCCAGAUGCUGAGAGCCAGCCACACAAGGGACCUCCCUUGCCACCCGCUCGCAGCGACAGCUACGCAGCCAUCAGGCAUCACGAGAGGCCCGGCUUGUGCCCGGGCCUCGAUCCCAGUAAGCCUGGUCGAAGCCAGCCAAAAGGGGCCUGGCCUCCCCUUGUCAGCAACUUCUCCCAGGGGCCGCUGCUGAAGGCCCCGUUUGGAGAUGGGCAUCUGCACACCGUGGUGGAAAAGAGCCCGGAGAGCAGCCCCACGGUGAAGCCCAAGCAGAGCUAUUCACCGUCGGCCCAGCCGGGGCAGCCCCUGUUGCCUACUGGUGUCUACCCAGUCCCUUCCCCAGAGCCGCACUACGCCCAGGCGCCGCAGCCUUCUGCGAGCAGCAACGGGACCCUUUACCCAGCUCUGGCCAAAGAAAGCGGCUACCCUGCACCUCUUCCAGGCUCCUACGACAAGGCCGUCGCCAGCAGCCCCCUGGACUUUGAUGAGAAUGGAAACCAAAGCACUACCAACAGGUCGACUGUUUUUUACCAGCCUCCAGCCGCUGAGCGAAAGCAGGAUGCGGCAGCGAAACUCGUGCAGCACAAACCGGCUGGCGCCGCGGGCCCAGACGCCUACCUGACCAUGGCGCGGAAGGAGGAGCUGCUCCCCCCGUACAAGGCGGUACAGGUGCCCACGGGGCGGGAGGGCAGCAGCACCGCGCAUGGCCCGGCCCCGCCGCCGCCAGCGAGGGCUGCCGGCGAGGGAAAAGCACGUUACCAGCCCAAAGAGGACUGGGCAGCCAAACCCCAGGAGGACAAAAAUGGCAACCCACAGCAAAACGAGAGAGAUGCUGCAGCUCAGCCCCCCUGGCCUCACAGCGGGGACAAGCACCAUGGCUGCUCCUCCUUGCAGAGCAUCCCAGGCAGCUCCGAACUGAAAGAGAUGCCACCCAGUGAGGGUUAUUCCAGCACCAAACUGUCCUUUCUGAGCAGCAGUGGUAAAGAGGAGAAGGAUCCCAGGGCACAGGGGCACAAGCAGUUCGGUGAUGUGGAGCCGCAGGCCCUCGCGAGGCUGGGGGAGGCCAGCACGAGCGCAGUACCCUUCCACGCUGCUGAGCCAAAGGAUGAGGAGCCCCCUUCCCCACAGCACACAAAGACCUCAGAUUUUGGAAGGAGCCGGCUGAGCUCUGGCAGCACCCAGAGCUUCCCCUACGGCAAACCAGACCCCAGCAAGCUCCGCUGCUCUGUGCUGGAGAAGGUCAGCAAGUUUGAGCAGCGAGAGCAAAGUUCCCAGCGGCCCCAAAGCGCAGGGCUCCCCUCCUUCGGCCGGGGCUGGCGGGAGGCCGGCCAGCUGCCCGAGGAGCCAGGCAGGGGCUCCAGCCCCUCUGGCGGGAGCGGGAAGCCCGAAGAGCCUGACUGGCGCCCUGGGGAGCUGCAAAUGGCGACCGCAGCGAAGGAGCCCAGAGCGAGUGAGUACUACGACGUGUGCGCCGAAAAUGAGACGCAAGGGAGGGUGGCUCAGCUGCCGAGGAGCAGAAGCACGUUCCAGCUGGGAGGGGAGCCGGAGAAGGAGCUCCUCUGGAAGGAUAACGUCCAGGAUGCCCAUGGCUCGCAGGUGGACUCGCCGUUCAACAGGGCUUACAGGAACAGCAUUAAAGAUGCUCAAUCCAGGGUGCUGAGGGCCACAUCCUUCCGGCGCAUCAGCCCCCCAUUUGGGAGUGCCCCCAAGAGGGUGACCCAGAGGCCUGCGUCAGCCCACUUGGGCAUGAGGAGCGUGGCGUCCUCUCCCCACACACCCAAGGAGCGGCACAGCGUCACGCCAACAGAAGGCAGCCUCUCCGCGCUGGACUACGCCAGGGCGCAGCACGUCUCGCGCAUCGGGGGCCGCAAGCGGCUGACAGCAGAGCAGAAGAAGAGGUCUUACUCGGAGCCAGAGAAGAUGAACGAGGUGGGCGUCUCUGAUAGCGAGCCGUCACCUUUCUUACUCCAGAAAAAAGGCCUCUAUUUCGUCUUCCCAGAGAAUACGGUGGCUGACCGGCGUAAGAUCUUUGAACGGGACGGCAAAGCUUCCUCCACGGCCAGCCUCUCCAAGCCCGAGCUCAAGCAGCUCCAGCAGAAUGCACUUGCUGACUACAUCGAGCGCAAGACGGGCCGGCGGCCGUCCUCUCAAGAUGCGGGGCUGCUGCGGGAGCGCUCGCACAGCUCCUAUCUGCAGCCCGGCGGCCCGGACAGCCAGAGCCUCUCCUCCGCCUCCAGCAUGAACUCCCUGCAGGACCACAACCUCUACCGCCGCAGGGAGUCUCUGGAGCGGAUAUCCAGGACGGGGCGGAUAUCUUCUACCCUUCCUCCUGGCUUGAUGGGGUGCUUCGACCUCAACGGAGAUGAGCACAAGAAAGGGCGCCGUGACAGUUCAAUCCUAAACCAGCCCAGAACGGACAGGUGCCGGGAUUACAGAGCCCAAACGGAGCACGCCAAAGGCACGCACACAGACACUCUUGGCCUGCAGGGCCAGCCUCGCCGUGGGAAGCAGGAGCCGGUCUUGGAAACACCUUCCUCUGCCAGGAAAUCUGGGAAAUCGGUGUCUGUGGAAGACUUGCUUGAUAGAUACGACAAUCAGUCAGUCACAGUGCAUAUACGCUCGAGGUCGUCUCCCACUCCCAUAGCAGUGAAGAAACACCAGGACCUGCUGAGAAGGGAAGCCAGUGAAUUUGGCCCUGUGGUGAGAGAUCCUUUCUACGUGAUCAGUGCAGGAGCCAGGUCUGUCGGCAGGAAGGAAAGAAGCCACUCAGAAAAAAUGACAUUCACAAGCUAUUACCCUCAUCCUCAGCACAACUGUGAGGCCGGUGCCAGUUCCUCUGCACUUACUGAGAGCCACAAGGUCUCAGAGUUUUCCAGGCAGGAUAGCAGGACUUCUGCAUUUAUCCCAUCCCCGACAGAGGCAAGGAGCCACUACCCUGAACAAAAACAGGGCUUUAAACCCCUGUUCCUUGACCUUAGUCCUUCUGGAUCUGGUCAGUCUGCGCCUCAUAAGUCCACCCAGGCAGCCUCGGACUUGCACACAGCGGGAGACGGCCAGGUUCCGAGGCAGCAUCAUGCCAAGCGAGACGCCCUUACCGCUGAGGGCGGCAGUGAUAUCCAGGGACAGCCUUUGGCCGCUGUCCAGGAUAGAUCCCCUGAGACUCCCACAGAAGAAGUCAUGUGGAGAAGGAAAGCUGGGCUGCCUCAUAGAUCCCUGCCUACCAAAGUGACAUGGGCCCAUUCGGUCAAGGAUGGCAGCUUCCCCAGGGCCAUAGUGUCUCCUCCAGCAGCUGGGCCGAAGCUCUCCCAGAGGUGGCAGUACCUGCCGACACAGAGCAGCACUUCCUCUGACCCAGAGACUCCUUCUCCCCACGGGAUAAACCCUCUCCGCAUCUCAGAGUCGUGCCUGCAGCUUACUCCACCCCCAGUGCUGCAGGAUGAUGAAGAUGAUGAGGUGUUUGUCCCUCCUGCCCAGCCUGGUGUUGGUGCUCAACCCUUCUCAUCCCCUCUGCCACCCCAUCCUCUUCCCGAGCUGAGCCCUUGCACUUCAACAAACGGCACGCAGGAAUUCGCACCUCCUGCCCCUGCAGCAGCCCUUGAGGGGAACGGGGCAGCUGCAGACAAAUCCGCCAGGCUCUCGGAGGAGGCCAAAGCGAGUAACUCCCGAAGUUUUCCCAAAGCCUUGGUCGAGAAAGAGCUUGGACUGGGCACCAAUAUCGGUGAAAAUAAUGGGCCUGCAUCAAAGAGGACUAGCUCUCCGUCUGCUGUGGAUAAGCAGCACCAGUUAGUUGCAUCUUCUGAGGGGCCUCAAAGCUCUCAUAGACAAUCCACAACUCAACCCGAAGGCAAAAGCAGAGAGUCAGCAGUCACUGCUGGAGAGUCGGAAAAUGGCAGCCUGGACUCCAGGACACUCAGCCCGGCAUCUCCAGUGAAGGCAACAAAAAAGACCCCAGAGGAGAUCAAGUCAGAGGCUCUAGCAAAAGAAAUCAUCCAUAAAGAUAAGUCUCUGGCUGAUAUCCUGGACCCAGAUGCCAAAAUGAAGACAACAAUGGACUUAAUGGAAGGGCUUUUCCCCAGUGGAACCAGCUUGCUGAAGGAGAACAACAUGAAAAGGAAGAUGUCACAGAAAACAGCUAUUCGGACAGCUCCCGAAGAUGACAAGAAAGAAAAGGAAGUGCCUGUAACUCUGGUCCCCUGCCCUGCUUAUUAUAACGUUUCAGCACCCAAAGCAGAACUGCUGAAUAAAAUCAAAGACUUGCCAGAAGAAGCAGGUGAGGAAGAGGAGUUGCUAGACAUCAACGAAAAAAAGGCUGAGCUCAUCAGGAGCUUGACUCAUAAGCUGGAAAUCCUGAAAGAUGCCAAGGAAGGCCUGCUUGCAGACAUAAAGAUGAAUAACGCUCUCGGAGAGGAGGUGGAGCAGCUGAUCAGCGAGCUAUGCAAACCCAAUGAGUUUGACAAAUACAAGAUGUUCAUUGGAGACCUGGAUAAAGUGGUGAACCUCUUGCUCUCCCUCUCAGGACGCCUGGCCCGGGUAGAGAACGUUUUGAGUAGUCUAGGGGAAAAUGCCAACAGUGAAGAGCGGAGCUCUCUGAACGAGAAGAGGAAGCUGCUGGCUGGCCAGCACGAAGACGCCCGGGAACUAAAGGAAAACCUCGACCGUCGAGAACGCGUGGUCUUGGAGAUCCUGAGCAACUACCUCUCGGAGGAGCAGCUCCAGGACUACCAGCACUUUGUAAAGAUGAAGUCUGCACUUCUCAUAGAGCAACGAGAGCUUGAUGAUAAGAUCAAACUGGGUCAGGAACAGCUCAAGUGCCUGAUCGAAAGCCUCCCCCCAGACUUCACGCCCAGGGACGCAGCAGCAGCGGCUGCCCUAGCUGCAGCACUUGCUACCUCUGCCGGGGUCGGCGGUAAAAUGCCUCCAGUGGUCUCAUCCUCUCUCUAACCUUUUCCCGAUGGACCGGUGGUAAAAUCCUCCUGCCUGAGUCUGUUUAACCCAAGUACUUUGCAGAAAGUUCUCUACAGUGACAAUGAAUGGAGAGAGGCUUAAAACGAG
Molecule: messenger RNA, 5671 nt
Organism: Tinamus guttatus (white-throated tinamou)
Lineage: Eukaryota; Metazoa; Chordata; Aves; Tinamiformes; Tinamidae
Gene: SHROOM3
Product: shroom family member 3
Biological process (GO): actin filament organization
Cellular component (GO): cortical actin cytoskeleton; apical junction complex; apical plasma membrane
Molecular function (GO): actin filament binding
Source: RefSeq, a predicted model, not a curated record